CGAACUGGUUUUGUGAGUCUGCGCAGUGAGUGUAAACAGGAAGAGAAAAAUUAGACUGUAGUAACGGUAGAUGUUGAUGAACGCGACGUUAAAUGUUAUAAAUUUCGACCGUCCUUUGUUAGUAACACUUGGCAUUCUGCACACGAACGUGAGCUAUUCGUGCAGCCGCAUUUGUCACGGAGUGUCCUGCUUCCAGCGGAACAGCGACAAACGCGUCAGCUUGAGAAAAACACUGAUGCUAACUCGCUCGGCUAACAAACGCUAGCGGCUUUGACAGGAUUGACGUUAAGGCAGAUCAAACUACACACGGACUCGACCGGCUGGGGUCAGACAGACGCGCUUUCUUUGACAUCCUAACAAAGCGUUUCUUUGUCGCAUUACUAAAAAGGAUCGUCCUUAAAUGUGAUUUGGUUUGCCUUAGAUAAAUACGGUAUAAAUUCGCUCCCUGCUGGUCGACAAGAUGGCCUACUAACCCAGCUGGCCAAGUUUCAUACUUCGAAGGACGGUAAAUAUUUAAAAAUAACUCUCCAAAGUAGAACCAGAAACGUUUAGAUCGUUGCUGAAAGCUCCUGAAGAUGGUUCAGAAAGACAAAAUCGUCGAAACCUCUCAGUCAGAGAGUGACCCAAGCCCGGGAGGAACGGAGGCUGGUGUCGAGGUGCAGGGCUCCGUUGACGAGCACAAUAUUGUGGUGGAGAGAACAGGCCGGAGAAAAUUCAUCAGCGGGGUUGUCGAGGGCUUUUAUGGUCGACCAUGGACAAUGGAACAAAGAAAAGAGCUAUUCAGAAGACAGCAGAAAUGGGGAUUGAACACUUACCUGUAUGCACCCAAGGAUGACUACAAACACAGAAUGUUUUGGAGAGAGAUGUACUCAGUUGAGGAAGCAGAACAACUCAUGACUCUGAUAAGUGCUGCAAAAGAGCAUGGAAUUGAGUUCAUCUAUGCAAUCUCCCCUGGUCUGGAUAUAACAUUCUCAAAUCAGAAGGAGGUCUCUACACUGAAAAGGAAGUUGGACCAAGUCUCUCAUUUUGGGUGCAAGUCCUUUGCUUUACUUUUUGAUGACAUUGAUCACAACAUGUGUCCAGCUGACAAAGAAGUUUUCAGCUCAUUUGCACAUGCACAAGUGUCUAUCACCAAUGAGAUCUUCCAGUAUUUAGGAGAACCCGAAACCUUUUUGUUUUGCCCCACAGAGUACUGUGGAACCUUUUGUUAUCCAAAUGUGGCCCAGUCGCCUUAUCUGCGCACAAUUGGUGAAAAGCUGCUGCCUGGCAUUGAAAUUUUGUGGACAGGUCCAAAGGUAGUUUCUAAAGACAUAACGGUAGAGUCUAUUGAAGAGGUGACAAAGAUUCUGAGGAGAGCUCCAGUCAUCUGGGAUAAUAUUCAUGCCAAUGACUAUGAUCAGAAACGGUUGUUUUUGGGCCCAUAUAAAGGCAGAUCUACAGAACUCAUUCCUCGACUAAAAGGAGUCCUCACCAACCCCAACUGUGAAUUUGAGACCAACUUUGUAGCCAUUCACACAUUAGCCACAUGGUAUAAAUCAAAUAUGAAUGGGGUGAGAAAGGACGUUGUCAUGACGGAUAGCGAAGACAGUACAGUGUCCAUUCAGAUAAAGCUAGAGAACGAGGGCAGUGAUGAAGAGCUGGAGACGGACAUCCUGUACAGCCCACAGAUUGCCCUUAAGCUGGCCCUUUCUGAGUGGCUCAACGAGUUUGGCGUGCCUCAUCAAUACAACAGUCGUCAGGUGGCUCACAGUGGAGUUAACAGCUCCUCUGUUGAUGUUCCCUCAUUGACCGCCCCCUCUCUGGGCUCCUCCACUACAGUUACCACAGUGUUCCAGCAGCCCAUUAUGAGCCCUACUGCUCCUCUCAAUGAGGAGCCCCACACACUGCACAAAGAGGAGGAUGAGGAAGAUGUGGAGGUGGAGAAGAAAGACUCAGACGAGGAGCCCAUGGAGAUGGUGCUGGAGAAACAAGAUGAAGUGGAGGACGCCAAGAAUGUCAAUCAGAUUCUCACAAAGAUUGUUAAAGCCACAAUGGCAGAGGACCUCAAACCCAUGGACACAGAUAAAGAGAGCUUAACCGAGUCCAAGUCUCCAGAGAUGUCUGUUCAGGAAGACUCAGGCAGUGAUGUUGCACCCAUGCAGACAGAUGAGCAGCUUAAUAAAGAAGUGUUUGUACCAGGACCCGAUGAGAAACCUCUGUUUACGGCUGAGGCACUCACGCUGGAGGACCUGACUUUGCUGGCAGAACUUUUCUACCUUCCCUAUGAACAUGGUCCCAAGGCAGUGCAGAUGCUCAAAGAGUUCAACUGGCUUAGAGCAAACAGCAGCAUCGUCAGUGUAAAUUCCAAAUGCAAGGAACCGGAGAAGGUGACUGAAUGGCACUCCAGAGCUGAGAAUUUUGAGAAGAUGUGUUGCUCCGUCAUGCAGAUGUUCACCAGGCUCUCCAACUCUGCCAACAGGACCAUUCUGUAUGACCUGUAUCCCUAUAUCUGGGAUAUAAAGAGUAUCAUCUCAAUGAUCAAAUCAUUUGUUCAGUGGUUAGAUGGAAGAAUCCUCAGCACAAGUUUCUACUGCUAUUGGAUCGACAGUGGCCGAUGGUGUCGUAGUCAGUCCUCAGCACAGUUCUUAAGUGGAGACCAAGAGCCCUCGGCCUUUAGGGGCGGUCUAGCGGGAGAGUUCCAGCGACUGUUGCCAAUAGAUGGGGCAAAUGAUCUUUUCUACCAGCCACCACCUUCAAUGCCAACUUCCAAAAUCUAUUCCAUAAGGCCUUACUUUACUGAAGAUGAGGCUGCUGUCUACAAGAUCUGCAAGGAGAUAUACACAGAGGGAUGUGAUGAGAUUCCUUUCUCUGACCAAGAACCAGACCUGAUUGGAGACAGGUUAGUAGGAGGGUUUCUGACGCUCAGCCCAGACUAUGGCUUUGUCUUAGAGGAUGAGGAGGGAAUCUGUGGCUAUGCCCUGGGCACUGUGGAUGUCAAACCCUUUGUGAAGAAAUGCAAGAUGAGCUGGAUUCCAUUCAUGCAGGAAAAGUAUAACAAACCUGACUCAGGAAAGGACCUGUCUGAGGCAGAGAAAAUGAUGCUAAGCUUCCAUGAGGAAGAGGAGGGUUUGCCAGAAUCGUUCCUCAGGAAUUUCCCCUCCCUCAUAAAGGUGGACAUUCAUACAAAAGUCACUGACCCUAGUGUAGCCAAAAGCAUGAUGGGAUGUCUCCUCUCAUCACUGAAAGCCAGUGGCUCCCAUGGUGCCUUCUGUGAGGUCCGGCAAUUGGACAAACGGAUGUUGGACUUUUAUGGCAAACUUGGCUGCUUUGAAGUAGCCAAAAUGGAGGGCUUUCCAAAAGAUGUCAUCAUAAUGGGGAGGAGCUUGUGAAAGGGAGCAAUAUGGAAGACCUACCCUUGGAAGAACUUGUACAAAGCUACAGUGGUCUGCAUAGAGGGCCUAGAGCGUGUCUCACUACCUGUCCAAGUAACAAUCAAUGACACAUUUGUAAUUUUUGUUGCACCCAUCGAAGGCUGCUGUUGUAGCUUUAUUCUUCAAAGUGUGCUCUUCAGAAACUGCUGAAAGCACAUGCAUAAUUUAAGGUGCUUCUCAUAGUUACUGUGCUUUGCCAAUCAGAGGUGGCGUGUGAGAGAAUGUGAGUGCUUGUAUUGCCUUUUCAACAAGACCCUCCUCUGGUCUGCAAGACAGCUUGAGCUGGCCAGGUGCCAUUUAGCCCAUCACACCUCUCAAGUGCAGUUGGUCGGCAGUCUGCUUAUAUUCAGUCCGCUGCAGGUUCCAGUGAGGGCAUUUAGGCCCAACACGAUCAAUAGCCUAAAGAUACCAUUACAUAAUUAGAAAAAAUAAGUUUCCGCAUAUGUUUUGCCUCCCAUGCUUUGUUGCCACUUCAGCAGUAAUGUGGAAGGUGGCUGUUUUUUUUUUUAGUGGUCUCUUGACUUUUGCAGUUUUCCAGUCACAAACUGUUAAAGCAUUAGUGAACAAACUAGCUAAACAGAUAGAUAGGGUGUGUCUGUGUUUUUAAAGAAAGAAUUCAUUGUGUGGAUUGUUGGCUAAAAAAUCCAUACAGAGAACCUGGAGUUAGUAGAGAUAAAUUUGGAACCAAAAGUGGAGACCCUUGUCCAUAAAAACUGCAUGGAUAUUACUUUUGUGCAUAAGCUAGUAGCAUGUGUAUCUUGAUGAUACAUUUGUGUUUUGUACAGCGAUGCCUUUCGGUCUGUUGCCUUCCUCAGUGUAUUGCAGAGGUUUUGUCCUCUUAUCCCCCUCCCAGCCACACCCCCAGCCCCCCACCCAGCCCCCCCACCCCCGAGACGAUUUCUUCAGACCACAUUGCUGUGGUCUGAGGUCAUGCCUGUUAUAUGUUCUUGAGCCUAAACAAGAUUAGAUGACCAUUCAUAAAUAUAAGUAUUUGACUAAAGACGUUUUAAACAUGUUCAAAAGGUGAGGAGUUGUGAUAAACCACCAGUCACCAGAGUUUUGUGAGGACAGCUGACUGUGGUGGAAUUUCACAGUGACAUUCAGUGAAACUGAUUGGAGUGAGGUUUGAGUGAGUGCAGUAAAUCCUGCAUCUGUAGUUAUUUGAUUGACUAGAAGAAAUGUAUGUAUGGUUGUGUUUGAAACAUGCUAUUCUUUCUCAAACAUGACACAGUUCAUUCCAGUCCUGUGGUGCAACAUGUCCAUGCGAUACUGUUGCUUGGAAACCAAGGUGAGGUGGUGAAAGUCAGAGCCUAAGGUGUCAAGACAGUAAGGCAGUAUUUGACUAGAAAAUGCUCUCAGGCUUUGUUGAGAUGGGCGGUAAAUUUUGUUUCAUUUUUGAUGUUUUUCUCUAAGGUUUAAGUAGUUACGACUCAUCUUCAUUUUUAAAAUUUUGAUCUAAAUCAAAUCCAUACAUUUAGCAGUCUGCUUGUCUAAAUACAGUUACAAUAAGGUAAAGAAGGAAAACAAUCUGCCUACUUUCAAACCUUCGUCUUUCUUCAUAUUUUGGCGCUAUGUAGUAUUCGGGCACAAAAACACUCACUUACUUACAGCCUGCCUCCCAAAUAAGUUCCCCUUCUCAUAAAAGGCCUUUAGUCUCAAGUAACUGCUAUGAGAGAAAUGCAUAUAGUUCUGAGCAUUUGUUAGUUUUUUGUUUUUUUUUCUCAAGUCACUUUUACAAGUUCUCCUUCGAUCCUCCUGUGGGGAGCAUGACCUUGCAUGGCCAUUAUUUCACAUGGCUUUCAUUUCACCAUGCUCUGCUCUUUUGUUCUGGAAGUUGAAGUCAAAUUCAAAAGGAAAGGGCUUCAUUUUGUGAGGUUCUAAUUACAUUUAAGACAUUGAAUACAUUUCAGUACUUUGGGUUGUAAUUAUGAUUAUGUAUGUAAUGUAGUUAUACUUUCUGUAAGGUUUUUAUGUAAGAUGGUUAAUUAUAAUAAAGUAUGGUAAAUAUUU
This is a messenger RNA of Colossoma macropomum (tambaqui), 5420 nucleotides long. It is a transcript of the gene oga, whose product is annotated as O-GlcNAcase. Gene Ontology annotation, molecular function: beta-N-acetylglucosaminidase activity. Gene Ontology annotation, biological process: glycoprotein metabolic process. The coding region runs from base 576 to 3368 and encodes 930 amino acids. The record is from RefSeq and is a predicted model, not a curated record. NCBI's taxonomy places the organism in Eukaryota, Metazoa, Chordata, Actinopteri, Characiformes, Serrasalmidae. The transcript has 17 exons.